UAUUUAGUUUCUAUCGCUUAGAACAUAAUAAGACACAGUUUCCAAAUCAUGUACCCUAUUGCGCAAAGUAACGAGCCAAAAGUGUCCUUCAGUGUGAUAGGAAAGAAAUCAGCAUUAAAACCAGUUCUCCCGUUCCUCUCCCUCUGCGGCGGCCAUCUUGUUUGUGUGUAUUAGCAAAACAGAAGCGAACGUUUAUUUGCCAUUUCACAGUGGAGUAGUAGUGUGUGGUGGCGCUGAUUGCGUGCGGCUGUAUUAUCCUCCGUGCCUAUGUUUUUGUGCGUGUGUGUGUGAAUGUUUCGUGUACUCAGUCAGAGUCAAGUGCGGUGUUUUAGUUUUUUUCUUCCGUUCAAGAGGUUUUUAGUUUUACGAUUUUCCGGCAAGCUUUCCCGGCGAUAGGUGAUGAUUCUUGGUGGUGAAAAAGAUUAUAAAAGCGAAUAACACAAUCCAGCAGAGAGACACAUACACAGGUGCACACAUAACACACAUUUCACUCGCGGUCGUACGGGAAUCGGAAGCGGGAUUCCUGCCGUGAGCUGAAGUGCCGUCGUCCACUAGACGGAACGAAAAGAAAAGGAAAAUAGCGGAAACCGGCUUACGGUAAACGAGACAACCACCGGGCAACCCACCAGUAACAAUUUCCGGAGGGAGAGCGUCCAACAGCCAAUGGUUUAAAUGGACGCUACAUCCAUCAUUACGCAGGUGUCGCGGGAUGACGAACAGCAACUGAACAGCAGCUAUCCGAACGAAAAAGUCAACAAUGUAGAUAGGCUAAAACCGCCGAAUCGUGGUUUCCUGGAGACGCUGUUUUGCUGUUGGCGGAAUGGGCGAACGAAAAGCAAUCAUAGCGGGACGCCGAUCGAUGGUUCCAUCACGCCACCUCCGAUCCAGGGCCAGCCGCGGUAUCUGCUGCCACAGGUCCGACCUUCCGAUAUGUACAAGAAGUGCAUGGUGAUAGACUUAGAUGAAACCCUAGUUCAUAGCAGUUUUAAGCCAAUUCCAAACGCGGAUUUCAUAGUGCCAGUGGAAAUCGACGGAACCGUACAUCAGGUGUAUGUCCUGAAGCGACCGCACGUCGACGAGUUCCUGAAGAAGAUGGGCGAACUGUACGAAUGCGUCCUGUUUACGGCCUCGCUGGCCAAAUACGCCGAUCCGGUAGCCGAUCUGCUUGAUCAGUGGAACGUGUUCCGGGCGCGGUUAUUUAGGGAAUCUUGCGUCUUCCACAUGGGCAACUAUGUGAAAGAUCUGAACAAACUAGGGAGAGAUUUACAGAAGAUUGUUAUUGUUGACAACUCACCUGCUAGUUACAUAUUUCAUCCGGAUAAUGCUGUGCCAGUAAAGUCAUGGUUCGACGAUAUCAAUGAUUCGGAGCUGCUCGAUCUGAUACCACUGUUCGAGAAGCUGAGCAAGGUUGACUCUGUAUAUAGCGUGCUGUGCAACUCCAGCUCACAGUCCCAGCUGCCGACGUCCAUGUCGCACCACAAUCAACAAGAGCUGCAACAGUCCCAGCAGCAGCAGCAGCAGCAGCACCAGCAGCAACUACAGUCGAAUUCGUCCGAUGCGAAUAAUACGUAACAUUGGCAACAAAUGUUUAUUAACAUCGUAUGAUUCGUGCACACGAUGCUGCCGGGCGGUACAGUGUGCAGGACAAAAGGAUUAGAAUCGGAAUAAAUGGGUCGCGAUUUUUUUUUUGCUAUCGGACACCAGCCAGAGAGAAAGUGAGCGUAGAUAUACGCGGAAAGUCACGUCCUUUCUCUGUAUGUGUGUGUAUGUGUGUGAGUAGCUGUGUCGCGUAAGUGGAAACGAUACCAGCAAUCUUCAACCUGAUUGACGCGUAGAUAAACCCACACGUACGAGAAGGACGUACGAUUUACUAGAUAAGCGUACCGGAAGCAGUUAGUUCAUUAAUUAACUUUGUUAUUCUUUUAAAAUAUGUUUACACAAUAUUAUUUGAUACUAAUCAGUACAAGUACACACACACACGCACACACACAUGCCUGAAGAAACACACACACCGAUUUGUUUUUGGCACGUAUCGCAAUAAUAGGAAGCUAGAUAAUGCUAUUUUAAAAACGUUUCUUUACUAUUAACCUUUUGCGCAUGCAGUGGGUCCUGAAAGAGAGAUAUUGGGGAUAUUUUUGCAUAACGUAGGCGUACGCAGUGUACCUUGUCCACUAUCUCUUUCUUUCGUCCUCUGUGCAGAAGUAGGAUGUAACCGAUUGCUUGUUUCCUUUAACUACUUUCGACGGCUCCUAGAGCCCUUCGGCACGAAAAAGGUUGCAAUAAGUUUGUUUGUUUUAUUAUUAUUUUAUUCUUACACAAUAUUCGUCUGUACACGCUAAUUGUAUGUGUAUGAUAUCGAAAUACUGGAGAUAGUAUAAUCAAUUGCAAUUUAGAAAUGACCGCCACAACAGAAUUUUUUGUAUUAUAAACACACACACACUCACACAUUCACGGGACCGAACACCAUCCAUUAAACAGAGAGAUAGAGAUCGAUUUUAUAGUUCAAUAUAGCUUUUUAUUGACGAUCAAAUGGACGCAUAAAAUUUAAGCUCGACGAUAUAUAUAUAUGUAUAUAUAUCCAUAUAUAUAAAGCAGUAGUUCUCAUUUGAUACGGAACGGAAGAUAUGCGUGAAAGGAAUUAUAAUAAUCAUAAUCAAAUUGCAGAGACAUGCGCCGAAUGAGCAGCGAGGUAGUAGUGUACGUGUACAAUUUUAUAUUUCACAAGUAACACCUAGCAUCGAUCUUAGCAAGGGUGCGUACGACCACAGGAACGCACACGGCGUUAGAAAAAGAAAGGUUCUUGCAAUCCUUAUCUGGUUUGGAGGCAUAUUUAUUAGUGUAAACCCUGAUCAGACGAUCAUUAUCCCCGGAUGCAGGAAACUUCGUAAGAAACGAAAAAAAACAAUGCUGCCGGUAGGGAGUUAGCAAUUGUGUAAAAACAAGCCAGAAAUCUAAACAAUUGUACAGUUUUAUACUGCGAAGCUACGUCAGAAGAGGAAAAAAAGUAGAAGCACAUUCACACUACCUUCGAAAGUAUAUGGCAUUCAGGAGCGACAAGAGUGCAUUCAUAAAUUGAGGUUAGGAAUUGAGAUGCAAAACGUUAAUGGUUCGGGUAGCUGGAAUCCGUAGUGAGGAAUCAGUCAUAUCGGGAAGCUGUGCUAGCUGCAUCGUAUGAUUGUGGGCAACUUUAUUCUUUUAGCGUUCUUCGAAGAUGAUUACGCUGGUCAUGUUACCUACAAGCCUUUUAUAGCAGAAUUAAUUCAUGGUACAACGGGUACAAGGGUUGAUUCCGCCUUUGAAGCAUUAUGUUUCUGCUUUCUAUAUUCAGGAUGAAGUACUUGCAACAUAAACUCAAUUUGCGUGAUUUAUUCAGACAUAUCAAUUCGGUCAUUGGAAAGACUUAUUGGGAGUAGGUUACAAUACUUUGCUCCUCCAUAAGCAACACCAGACAGAUUAGCAAACUGAGGGUUUUUACAUUUCCAAAUGCUCUUAAACCAUCAUAAACCAAGCGUGUUCUAACACAGAGGUUAUUGCAUACUACAAGCGUGUGUUUGAUUUGGCUCGCACACGUGCUUAUCUAUGCUCAGGAUUUAAGAAUUCUCACACCAAUCAGAUAACAGAUACAAGCAAAAAUAACAUCUUCUUGUCGAACAUGUCGUUGGUAAAAUUUCCAUACAAAAUCUUAGGUUUUUCAUUUAAAUUAGUUCAUCCAGCUUAGUUGUGGCACAUGAAAGGAGCCGAAAACUGGAAGACUGAAUCGUAAAGAAGCAAAACAUAAGAAAAAGGAUAACAAUAUUUUUUGCAUUCAAAGCAAAAGUCCUAAUAUCUAAAACUCGAAAUUGAAUGGAAUACAAUUGUACACCUACCUCUUAAUUCUAUACUACUAAUACUACAACAAACCCAUUUUAGGAUGGGACUUCCUAUAUCAGCAAUCUAUGUAGGGAUUCAAAAGGACAGAACUAGAUGUCGAUAUAGUGCUUUUCUUCUGUCCGUCUAAACCCUGUAAUUUUGACCUUUCCCUCCCUGCUUUACCCAUAUUUUCUUUCUCGAGGGAACAGUCCAUUGCCUUCACACUUUCUUACCGCCACACGACUAGACAUGGUCAUUUUCCGCUCUAGGCUUGGAAAACUAAACCGCCUGCUAUAUUUGUACUCAUGUAUGUACAAAUAUGCAUAUGUAUAUUUAAAGUGUGAUCAGCCUUCUACCUUCUUUCCUGUAAAUGGAGGACAUUGACUUUAUUUAGGCUGUUUUUUUUGUUCAAUCACAAUCGAGAUCUUUUCGUUCUCUUUCGUUAUUGGCAUUUUUAGCGCGAUAAACAUCGCACAUUAGCGCCAGUAGCAGGCCUGGAAAACGUAGUUUUUUUCUCGAGCAUUUCUGCUUUUUUGCAAAAAGAAAAACAGCUUAGCAAAAAUUAUUAACUCCUGAUGGGUGUACUGUCUUCUUACAUGAGACAUCACUAUUAAAACAUAUUACAUAUUUUAUACGAAGUGUACAUCUAUUUCACGACGCGGAACGAAAAUUCGGGAGCAAAGCAACUUAGUACAGUUGAUAGGAGUUUUGAUAUGCGAAACCAUACAUACACACGCACACUCUUUCAUUAAACUCUAAGUUUGGCCAUAUAAAUGAUUCGAAUAUAAAUUUUACAAUGCACAACUCAUGUCGCAUGUUUCAUAAGAGAAUUAGACCACACUGUGGAGAGCAGCGAUAAUACAAUGUUCUGCUAGGCUAAUGCAAAUUUCACUCACACAAAAAAACAAAAACAAGUCAGUAAUGUAUUUUUUAAUCUACAACAAAAGCGACACAUUGGCAUGUGACUAGUCCCCACAAACUCUCGCAUGCUAAUUAAGCACGCAGAGGAGUGAUAAAUGGUCAGGGUAUGAGAUAUGUUUGCUGUGUCAAACACCCCCGGGUUGGAAGAUAGACAGAUCUUGCAUGUUUGUGUGUGUGUGUAUACUGUUGUAGGGCAUGGAAAAGAAUAGAACGGAAAACCGUGUGUAAUAUUGCUACAUUAUUACUAUUGUGUGUGUGUGUGAGUGUAUCAGCGUGUGCAAAGUAACAAAUAGUAAGACAACAAAACAGACAAAACACGAAGCGCGUAUAAAGCGAAUGUUUCGGGGAACCGAAACAAAGCAAACAAAAGAAAUAUUUGAUUAUACACCACACAACACACUGCUAACAUAACAAGAGAAAGCAACAGCAAAACAAACAACAAAAACACCAAAAAUCACGAUACAAUGAUGUGCAAAGGCCAUGUGAAUUUUUUUUUCCUCUUCUGUUUUUGUAAUUAUCAAGCGUUUCGAUUAAUGUUCUUUUGUUUUAACAUUUUGUUUUUUUUUGUGUUAGCAUGUUGAGUUUGUUAACAAAAAGAAAAUGUUGUUGUUUGUUUUGUUUUUUUUUUUAUGUUGUUUUAAAUGCAACGCGUAAGUGUACAGAUGUCCACUUUCCAUUUUUAUAAUAGAUUUUUUCCCCUUUACAUUAGCUUUGAAAACGUAAUGUAAUAAAGAGGUUAAAAAAAGGUAAAUAUUUAAAUGAAAGGAAAAAUUUAAGCACAGUGUUAGCGUACUAGACAGAGGACAACAUAAAAAAACACACACUUUUUAAAACAGUUUUAGUUAGGGAACUUUGUUAAGUAAAGUGUAGCAGAUCAUAAAAUGAGAAGAAUUAGAAAAGCGUGAAGCGUGUAGCAAUGGCAAUCAUUUAACCAUCUUUUCUUUUUUAUUGUUAUCUAAUGAUUACGAGUGAACUUCCGAUGCGUCGUAUAAUAUUAUUUAACAGUUUUGUUUUUUUUUUAUUGUAGUAAGCGUGCAGUCGAUUAUGAGUAUAAUAGGUUUUAUUCUUAAAAAUACUAUUAUUUAGACGUUAAGUGAAACAAUGCAAGAGGUAGAGGAUGGAAACAUAAACCCUCCUAUGAACACAAACACACACACACAGCCUACAGGAUAAUACAACAGCAGAAUAAUCCACAUUUACACACGAAAACUCACACAAACAGCAAUGCACAGCGUAAACAUCAGGUGCAUCAAAUUGUUAUUUAUUUGUUCAAGUAUAGUUCAUUUUUUUGCACUUCCAAUUUACUAAUUGAACAAAUAAUUGUUUACAUUAUGUUCGAACUGUGUCCUGUACACACUAUUGCUUUUGUUUCUGUGCUUGAUAUAGCGGCUUUGUUUUAGAAAUGCGUUAUAAAUGAAAUUACAACAGGCAUUUACACAGUUUCAGCACAAAAACAAAAAAGAAUGUGAACAGCAAAUGAAAAACAAACAACAUUAACAUUACACGCACACACACACGAAAGAGAUAAAAGGAAAAACAUAAAACGUAGAUAAUCUAAUCCCUCCCCGCAUCCGUUUUGGAAAACUCAACGGAUGCAGAAAGAUAAUACACAACAGCUUGAAGAAGGGAAUUUAUUAUAAAGCAUUAUUAGUUAACUUAUAGCAAGAUCGACGGGGGUAUGAUUAGGAGAUGAAUUAUACAUUUAAACGCAGAACAAACAAACAAAAUCAGGCAAAGCAAGCGCGAAUUGUUUUGUUCCUUAACAAAAAAGAGACAUGUAAAAGUCACACAAAAGAACGCAGUCUCGCGGAAAACUGUGUCAAUGUGCGAUGAAGAAUUAAUGAUAGGAGGUUGCGAGUCAGGCGACAUAAAAGCACUCCACUGUGCUCCCAAGGAAAAACACAAAACAGAUGAGGAAGCGUUCAUGGAAGCAGCAAAACAAAAAAAAGAAGAAAAAGGAUUUAAUAAUAAUAUAUUGUCACAUUUCGUAACCAA
Molecule: messenger RNA, 6765 nt
Organism: Anopheles funestus (African malaria mosquito)
Lineage: Eukaryota; Metazoa; Arthropoda; Insecta; Diptera; Culicidae
Gene: hzg
Product: phosphatase Herzog
Exons: 6
Coding region: 673-1572 (299 amino acids)
Molecular function (GO): RNA polymerase II CTD heptapeptide repeat phosphatase activity
Source: RefSeq, a predicted model, not a curated record